UCUCUGGUCUGUCCGGGACAGACUGGCGGGCGGGCGGGCGCUGACGCCGCGGGGCCGGAGCGGGCCGUGCGGGAGCGCGCGGACGGAGCAGCGGCGCCGUCGGUCCCCGUCGGGGCUCCGUGGGUCCCCGACUCGCCCCCGGCCGGGCCAUGGCGGGCGCCAGGCCCGGCGUCCACGCGCUGCAGCUGGAGCCGCCCACCGUGGUAGAGACCCUGCGGCGCGGGAGUAAGUUCAUCAAAUGGGACGAGGAGGCUUCCAGUCGGAACCUGGUGACCCUGCGUGUGGACCCCAAUGGCUUCUUCCUGUACUGGACAGGACCCAACAUGGAGGUGGACACCCUGGACAUCAGUUCCAUCAGGGACACGCGGACGGGACGUUAUGCCCGCCUGCCCAAGGACCCCAAGAUCCGAGAGGUGCUGGGCUUUGGAGGCCCUGACACCCGGCUGGAGGAGAAGUUGAUGACAGUGGUGGCCGGGCCAGACCCGGUGAAUACAACAUUCUUGAACUUCAUGGCCGUGCAGGAUGACACAGCCAAGGUCUGGACCGAGGAGCUGUUCAAGCUGGCUAUGAACAUCCUGGCUCAGAACGCCUCCCGGAACACCUUUCUGAGAAAAGCAUACACCAAGCUGAAGCUGCAGGUGAACCAGGAUGGACGGAUCCCAGUGAAGAACAUCCUGAAGAUGUUCUCAGCAGAUAAGAAGCGCGUCGAGACUGCGCUGGAAUCCUGUGGCCUCAAUUUCAACCGGAGUGAGUCCAUCCGGCCCGACGAGUUCUCCUUGGAAAUCUUCGAGCGGUUCCUGAAUAAGCUGUGUCUGCGGCCAGACAUUGACAAGAUCCUGCUGGAGAUAGGCGCCAAGGGCAAGCCAUACCUGACGCUGGAGCAGCUCAUGGACUUCAUCAACCAGAAGCAACGGGACCCGAGGCUCAACGAAGUGCUGUACCCACCCCUGCGGCCCUCCCAGGCCCGGCUGCUCAUUGAGAAGUAUGAGCCCAACCAGCAGUUCCUGGAACGAGACCAGAUGUCCAUGGAGGGCUUCAGCCGCUACCUGGGGGGUGAGGAGAAUGGAAUCCUGCCCUUGGAGGCCCUGGAUCUGAGCGCAGACAUGACCCAGCCGCUAAGCGCCUACUUCAUCAACUCCUCACACAACACCUAUCUCACAGCGGGGCAGCUGGCUGGGACGUCGUCGGUGGAGAUGUACCGGCAGGCACUGCUCUGGGGCUGCCGCUGCGUGGAGCUGGACGUGUGGAAAGGGCGGCCCCCGGAGGAGGAGCCCUUUAUCACCCACGGCUUCACCAUGACCACCGAGGUGCCGCUGCGAGACGUGCUCGAGGCCAUUGCGGAAACCGCCUUCAAGACCUCGCCCUACCCUGUCAUCCUUUCCUUCGAGAACCACGUGGACUCGGCAAAGCAGCAGGCCAAGAUGGCCGAGUACUGUCGUUCGAUCUUCGGGGACGCGCUGCUCAUCGACCCACUGGACAAGUACCCGCUGGCCCCAGGCGUCCCCCUGCCCAGCCCCCAGGACCUGAUGGGCCGCAUCCUGGUGAAGAACAAGAAGCGACACCAGCCCAGCACUGGUGUCCCCAACAGCUCCAUUCGCAAGCGGCCGCUGGAGCAGAGCAACUCGGCCCUGAGCGAGAGCUCUGCCGCCACCGAGCCCUCCUCACCUCAGCUCGGGUCCCCCAGCUCUGACAGCUGCCUGGGCCUGAGCAAUGGGGAAGAGCUGGGCCUUGAGAAGCCCAGCCUGGAGCCUCGGAAGUCUCUGGGCGAGGAGGGGCUACAGCGGGGCCCUGAUGCUCUUGGAUCUGCCGACCGUGAGGAUGAGGAGGAAGACGAGGAAGAGGAGGAACAGGCAGAUCCCAAAAAGCCGACCUCAGAUGAGGGCACUGCCAGCAGCGAAGUCAAUGCCACUGAGGAGAUGUCAACACUCGUCAACUACAUCGAGCCUGUCAAGUUCAAGUCCUUUGAGGCUGCUCGAAAGAGGAACAAAUGCUUCGAGAUGUCAUCCUUCGUGGAAACCAAGGCCAUGGAGCAACUGACCAAGAGCCCCAUGGAGUUUGUGGAAUACAAUAAACAACAGCUCAGCCGCAUCUACCCCAAGGGCACCCGCGUGGACUCCUCCAACUACAUGCCCCAGCUCUUCUGGAACGUGGGCUGCCAGCUUGUGGCCCUCAACUUUCAGACCCUGGAUGUGGCGAUGCAGCUCAACGCGGGUGUGUUUGAGUACAACGGGCGCAGCGGCUACCUGCUCAAGCCCGAGUUCAUGCGGCGGCCGGACAAGUCCUUCGACCCCUUCACCGAAGUCAUCGUGGACGGCAUCGUGGCCAAUGCCUUGCGGGUCAAGGUGAUCUCGGGGCAGUUCCUGUCCGACAGGAAGGUGGGCAUCUACGUGGAGGUGGACAUGUUUGGCCUCCCCGUUGACACACGACGCAAGUACCGCACUCGGACGUCUCAGGGGAACUCGUUCAAUCCUGUGUGGGAUGAGGAACCCUUUGACUUCCCCAAGGUGGUGCUCCCCACGCUGGCUUCGCUGCGCAUCGCAGCCUUUGAGGAAGGCGGCAAGUUUGUGGGGCAUCGGAUUCUGCCCGUCUCUGCCAUCCGUUCAGGGUACCACUACAUUUGCCUGCGGAAUGAGGCCAACCAGCCGCUCUGCCUGCCAGCCCUGCUCAUAUACACCGAAGCCUCCGACUAUAUUCCUGAUGACCACCAGGACUACGCAGAGGCCCUGAUCAACCCCAUCAAGCAUGUCAGCCUGAUGGACCAGAGGGCCAAGCAGUUGGCCGCCCUCAUCGGGGAGAGCGAGGCUCAGGUUGGCCCAGAAACCUGCCAGGAGACUCCAUCUCAGCAGCCGGUGACCCCAAACCCCACACCCAGCACACUGGACAUCUCCCCGCGCCGGCCCCCGGGCCCCGCCACGUCCCCUAGCAGCCCCUCCCUCAGCAGCCCAGGGCAGCGCGACGACCUCAUCGCCAGCCUCCUCUCAGAGGUGGCCCCGGCCCCGCUGGAUGAGCUCCGAGGCCACAAGGCUCUGGUGAAACUCCGGAGCCGGCAAGAACGAGAGCUUCGGGAGCUGCGCAAGAAGCAUCAGCGGAAGGCGGUUGCCCUCACUCGCCGAUUGCUCGACGGCUUGGCCCAGGCCCGGGCUGAGCGCAGGUGCCGGCAGCGGCCGGGUGUCCUACACCGCCCUCCCAGCCCGAGUCCCUGUGACAACCUGAGUGUCACCCAGAGGGGUUCUUCCUGCAGAGGCGGGGAGGACGAGAAGGUGGAGGAGGAAGAGGUGAAGCGGUAUCGAGAGUUCCAGAAGAGACAGGUGCAGAGUCUGCUGGAGCUGCGGGAGGCCCAGGCGGAUACAGAGGCCGAGCGGAGGCUGGAGCAUCUGCGACAGGUGAGGUGGGCGUGGGGCAGCCAGCGGGGUGGGGGCCCGUCUCUCGGACAGACCCGGCCUCAGCCUGUGUCACCUGGUGGCCGCCCGUGUCCGCAGGCUCAGCAGCGGCUCAGGGAGAUCGUCCUGGAUGCUCACGCGACCCAGUUCAAGCGGCUGAAGGAGACGAACGAGAGGGAGAAGAAGGAGCUGCAGAAGAUUCUGGACAGGAAGCGCCACAACAGUAUCUCAGAAGCCAAGACAAGGGAGAAACAUAAGAAGGAGGCGGAACUGACAGAGAUUAACCGUCGGCACAUCACCGAGUCCGUCAACUCCAUCCGUCGGCUGGAGGAGGCCCAGAAGCAGCGGCACGAACGCCUUGUGGCCGGGCAGCAGCAGGUGCUGCAGCAGCUGGCCGAAGAAGAGCCCAAGCUGCUGGCCCAACUGGCCCAGGAGUGUCAGGAACAGCGGGCAAGGCUGCCCCAGGAGGCCUGCCGGAGCCUGCUGGGCGAGACGCCGGAGGGGCUGGGGGACGGGCAUCUGGUGGCCUGUGCCAGCAAUGGUCACGCACCUGGGAGCGGCGGGCACCUGUCUGGCGCCGACUCAGAGAGCCAAGAGGAGAAUACGAAGCUCUGAACUGGCUGAGCGAGAGGUGGCCACAGGAUGGGUGCUGGGAGGGCAGGAAGCUAAGACACUAAGGCUCUUGUUUUUGUUUUUGUUUUUGUUUUUAACUUUUUAUCUUUAGAAAUUUUAUUUUUUUAAACCGGGGCAAGCAACCCCACACUAACCCCCUUACUUCACCCUCCUGGGGCCCCAUUAGUCCCCAGCCCCUCCUUCCUGCCUUCAGUCCUAAGGAAGGUGCUGGGUCACUGUGGGCCGGGAGGUUUUUGCGCUCCCUUGGUGCCCACACCCCAGAGUGGGGGUUGUCUCCCUCACUUCCCCCCGGGAACACUGGCGGAGACUUUGAGCUCUGGGAAGUAGGGUCACCUUCUUGCUC
Messenger RNA from Panthera uncia (snow leopard), 4356 nucleotides. RefSeq names its product phospholipase C beta 3 (gene PLCB3). The coding region runs from base 150 to 3995 and encodes 1281 amino acids. Gene Ontology annotation, molecular function: calmodulin binding; calcium ion binding; phosphatidylinositol-4,5-bisphosphate phospholipase C activity. The transcript has 30 exons. Lineage: Eukaryota; Metazoa; Chordata; Mammalia; Carnivora; Felidae. The record is from RefSeq and is a predicted model, not a curated record. Gene Ontology annotation, biological process: lipid catabolic process; phosphatidylinositol-mediated signaling.